Molecule: messenger RNA, 1635 nt
Organism: Cynoglossus semilaevis (tongue sole)
Lineage: Eukaryota; Metazoa; Chordata; Actinopteri; Pleuronectiformes; Cynoglossidae
Product: tubulin alpha-1A chain
Exons: 4
Coding region: 123-1478 (451 amino acids)
Biological process (GO): microtubule-based process
Cellular component (GO): microtubule
Molecular function (GO): GTP binding; structural constituent of cytoskeleton
Source: RefSeq, a predicted model, not a curated record
AACAUGCCGGAUUGUUGCCUGGCAACACUGUACUAUAAAGCAGCUUCCUGCCCUCGUACCUGGCACUACGUCCCCAGCCACUCAUCUCAAGUGACGAAAGGGACCUGUUCUACGAAGGAAACAUGCGUGAGUGUAUCUCUGUCCACGUUGGUCAAGCUGGCGCCCAAAUUGGCAAUGCAUGUUGGGAGCUCUACUGCCUUGAGCACGGCAUCCAGCCGGACGGUCAGAUGCCCAGCGAUAAGACCAUUGGAGGAGGGGACGACUCCUUCAACACCUUCUUCAGUGAGACUGGUGCUGGGAAACAUGUGCCCAGAGCUGUUUUUGUGGACUUGGAACCCACAGUCAUAGAUGAAGUCCGGACAGGCACUUAUCGUCAGCUGUUCCAUCCCGAGCAGCUGAUCACUGGAAAGGAGGACGCAGCCAACAACUACGCCCGAGGUCACUACACCAUCGGCAAGGAGAUCAUCGACAUGGUCCUGGACAGGAUAAGGAAACUGGCUGAUCAGUGCACCGGUCUACAAGGUUUCCUCAUCUUCCAUUCCUUUGGAGGAGGCACUGGCUCCGGCUUCACGUCCCUCUUGAUGGAACGCCUCUCCGUUGACUAUGGAAAAAAGUCCAAACUGGAGUUUGCCAUUUACCCAGCGCCCCAGGUGUCCACUGCUGUGGUGGAGCCGUACAACUCCAUCCUGACCACCCACACCACCCUGGAGCACUCUGACUGUGCCUUCAUGGUGGACAACGAGGCCAUCUACGACAUCUGCCGUAGGAACCUGGACAUCGAGCGCCCCACCUACACCAACCUCAACAGGCUGAUCGGGCAGAUUGUGUCCUCCAUCACUGCCUCCCUUCGCUUUGACGGUGCCCUGAACGUUGACCUGACGGAGUUCCAGACCAACCUGGUGCCCUACCCUCAUAUCCACUUCCCUCUGGCCACCUAUGCUCCAGUCAUCUCUGCGGAGAAGGCCUACCACGAGCAGCUGUCAGUGGCCGAGAUCACCAAUGCCUGCUUUGAGCCGGCCAAUCAGAUGGUGAAAUGUGACCCUCGCCACGGCAAGUACAUGGCCUGUUGUCUUUUGUUCCGUGGAGACGUGGUUCCCAAAGAUGUGAACUCUGCCAUCGCCACCAUCAAGACCAAACGCACCAUCCAGUUUGUGGACUGGUGCCCCACGGGCUUCAAGGUGGGCAUCAACUACCAGCCUCCCACUGUGGUUCCUGGAGGAGACCUGGCCAAAGUCCAGAGGGCAGUGUGCAUGCUCAGCAACACCACUGCUAUCGCAGAGGCCUGGGCUCGACUGGACCACAAGUUUGACCUGAUGUAUGCUAAGAGGGCCUUCGUCCACUGGUACGUCGGAGAGGGAAUGGAGGAGGGAGAGUUCUCUGAGGCCAGGGAGGACAUGGCAGCUCUGGAGAAGGAUUAUGAGGAGGUGGGAACUGACACCGUUGGGGACGAAGGUGAGGAAGAGGGAGAAGAAUAUUGAAUGGGCAACGAGACUGUGGUGACCGUCCAGCCUAACAUGUCCUUUUAGACAAGUCCUGAAGCCUACAGUUGAUCUUGAGUGUUGAGUUUUUCCCUCAGUCUUGUUUCAAUCCUUUUGUUCUGUUGUUGUUUACUGAUAAAUAAAGACUUGAAAAGAC